Molecule: messenger RNA, 3199 nt
Organism: Hevea brasiliensis (rubber tree)
Lineage: Eukaryota; Viridiplantae; Streptophyta; Magnoliopsida; Malpighiales; Euphorbiaceae
Product: ABC transporter A family member 7
Exons: 18
Coding region: 220-3039 (939 amino acids)
Biological process (GO): lipid transport; transmembrane transport
Cellular component (GO): intracellular membrane-bounded organelle; membrane
Molecular function (GO): lipid carrier activity; ATP hydrolysis activity; ATP binding
Source: RefSeq, a predicted model, not a curated record
GGGAACAGAGACAGAGUCCGCAGAAAGCAGAGGAAAUGGCAGAUAAUUGAAAUCGCAUUCUUUUAAUUGUAGUUUACACUGACACACACACACUCUCUCUCUCGCUUUCUCUCUCUCUCUCUCUCUCUCUCUCGUUGUUGCGGGAAAGUUCAACUGUGCAUUACUUUGCAAUUCAACUGGGCAUAUUACUGUGCGUUCAAAUCCUUGCUUAGUACAUCCAUGGCGGACACAUCACAUGGCCCUUCAAGUUUCUGGACUCAAGCUGAUGCUUUGCUUAGAAAGAACUUAACUUAUCAGAAACGAAAUGCUAAGACAAAUUGCAGGCUCAUUUUAUUUCCAUUUAUCCUCUGCAUACUACUUGUUAUCACUCAAAGUUUGCUUGACCAUGAAUUGAACAAGGCUAGUAGGAAGUGUGGUUGUAAAGAUGUUGAUAUAAAUGGAAAUGGACAACUGGAGAAAGUUUGUGGUUUGCAAUACUCAGAUGCAUUUCAAGCUGCCACCUGUUCCAUUCCGAGCCCCCCGCAAUGGCCUCCUCUCUUACAAAUUCCAGCUCCUCAGUAUCGUGCAGUCAGAUCUGAAGUUAUUCCAUUUACAGACUUGCCAAAUGAUUCAUGCAGGAGUACAGGGUCCUGUCCUGUAACUAUACUCUUCACUGGAAAUAAUCAAUCACUUGGAGAAAAUUUGGCUGGGAAUAUGUUCCCAAGUUCUUUCACUGUCAAUUCUUCCAAUUAUAUGGACAGUUUAGCCUACAAUGCGCUGGGUUCAGAUACAGAGCCAAAAAGAGAUAAUUUUAUUGAUCCAGCUUUCAUUGAGAAUUCUACUCUCUAUUAUGUUCAGCAUCAAUGUGCAUCAAACUCCACAUUAUCUAUUUCUGUUCAGUCAGUCAUUGAAUUUCAAAAAGAGGCAGCAUGUGUUCAAGAUCUAAAGUUGUGGCGCAAUAGUUCUUCUGAGAUAAAUGAACAGCUAUUCAAAGGAUACCGUAAAGGGAAUUCUGAUGAGAAGAUUAAUGAGAUACUUGCAGCCUAUGAUUUCUUAAACUCCAACGGUAAUAAUUUUAAUGUGAGCAUAUGGUACAAUUCAACCUAUAAAGAGGGUGACAUUCAAGGCCAAUUUAACUAUCUGCGAGUUCCUCGCUUUGUGAAUCUGGUGUCAAAUGCCUACCUACAGUUUUUCCAAGGGCCUGGUACAAAAAUGCUAUUUGAGUUUGUCAAAGAAAUGCCUAAAGCUGCCAGCAAAAUCAAUGUGGAUCUGGCAUCUCUUCUUGGCACACUCUUCUUUACAUGGGUUAUUCUACAGCUAUUUCCUGUGGUGCUGACAUCAUUGGUAUAUGAGAAACAACAAAAACUGAGAAUCAUGAUGAAAAUGCAUGGACUUGGUGAUGGUCCUUACUGGAUGAUUUCCUAUGCAUAUUUUCUUUCCAUAUCUUUGAUGUACAUGUUGGUUUUUGUGAUAUUUGGCUCAGUUAUAGGGUUGAAAUUCUUCACAUUGAAUGACUACGGCAUUCAAAUUGUGUUUUAUUUUAUAUACAUAAACCUGCAAAUUUCCGUGGCCUUUCUAGUCGCUGCAUUCUUUUCCAAUGUUAAGACUGCUACAGUUGUAGGCUACAUAGGCGUCUUUGGAACGGGGCUGUUGGGUGGUUUCCUUUUCGCAAACUUUGUUGAAGACUCAUCAUUUCCUAGAGGCUGGAUCAUUGUGUUGGAGUUAUAUCCUGGUUUCUCUCUAUAUCGUGGUUUAUACGAGUUUUCACAAUACACUUUUACAGGGAAUGCAAUGGGGACACAUGGGAUGCGUUGGGGAAAUUUGAGUGAUAGCAAAAAUGGAAUGAGACAGGUCUUGAUUAUCAUGUUUGUUGAGUGGUUAGUGCUACUUUUUGUUGCAUAUUAUGUGGAUCAAGUUUUAUCCUCUGGAAGUGGAAAAAGUCCUCUAUUUUUCUUGCAAAAUUUUGGGAAGAAGCGUCCAUCAUCUUUUCGGAAGCCUAGUUUGCAAAGGCAGGGAUCUAAAGUUUUUGUUGAUAUGGAUAAACCUGAUGUCAUUCAGGAGAGAGAGAAGGUUGAGCAGUUACUGCUGGAGCCAAGCACAACUCAUGCAAUUAUCUGUGACAACCUACAAAAGGUGUAUCCAGGAAGGGAUGGAAACCCUGAAAAACUGGCAGUACGAGGGAUCUCUCUUGCUUUGCCUCCAGGAGAGUGCUUUGGUAUGCUCGGUCCCAAUGGUGCUGGGAAGACCUCUUUUAUUAGUAUGAUGAUUGGGCUCACAAAGCCAACAUCGGGGACGGCUUAUGUUCAGGGUUUGGACAUACGGACUCAUAUGGAUUGGAUUUAUACCAGUAUGGGCGUGUGCCCUCAGCAUGACCUGCUUUGGGAAACUUUGACAGGAAGGGAACACUUGCUAUUUUAUGGCAGACUUAAAAACCUAAAAGGUUCUGCCUUGAUCCAAGCAGUGGAAGAAUCUCUCAGGAGUGUCAACUUGUUUAAUGGUGGGGUUGCUGAUAAACAAGCUGGGAAAUAUAGUGGAGGUAUGAAGAGGAGGCUUAGUGUUGCAAUAUCACUGAUUGGGGAUCCCAAAGUUGUCUACAUGGAUGAACCCAGUACUGGAUUAGAUCCAGCUUCGAGAAGCAAUCUGUGGAAUGUAGUGAAGCGUGCAAAGCAAGACCGUGCAAUUAUUCUCACCACACAUUCAAUGGAAGAGGCAGAAGCCUUAUGUGACCGAUUAGGAGUUUUUGUUGAUGGCAGCUUGCAGUGCAUAGGAAACCCAAAAGAGCUGAAGGGUAGAUAUGGUGGUUCUUAUGUGUUUACAAUGACAACAUCUUUGGAUCAUGAGCAAGAGGUGGUGAUGAUGGUGCAACAACUCUCCCCCAAUGCUGAACGGACUUACCAUACAUCUGGAACACAGAAGUUUGAGAUGCCAAAAAAUGAGGUCAGAAUUGCAGAUGUAUUUCAUGCAGUUGAGAUUGCUAAAAGCAGAUUCCCAGUUUUUGCUUGGGGUUUGUCUGAUACCACCUUAGAGGAUGUCUUCAUCAAGGUGGCUAAUGGGGCCUAGCUAUAGCCAUUCAACAUCUCUUUACUUUGUUGGAGAUCAUUUUCUUUUGCAAAUAAUCAGCUUUAGUUUUAGAAAAUGUAAUAUGCAUAGUAGACGCAUACCUCUGCAUGUAACUCAAUAUCAUUUUCCAAUCAUAAUAUAUUUAUGUUCUAUUUAUUUA